Messenger RNA from Etheostoma cragini (Arkansas darter), 1380 nucleotides. RefSeq lists its product as uncharacterized. The transcript has 2 exons. The record is from RefSeq and is a predicted model, not a curated record. Lineage: Eukaryota; Metazoa; Chordata; Actinopteri; Perciformes; Percidae. Bases 589 to 894 code for a protein of 101 amino acids.
UUCGUUGCUGUGUUGUGUUCUUAUCCGGACUUGGUUUGCAGACACACCGUUGCUAUUGGAUGCACUGACAGCAGCUUCUCCGCAGCAGCAGGAUGCUAAUUAUUCCAUCAGCAGCUAAACUGUCAUAAACAGAGAAGAAAAGAUAUAAAACGUCACAUUUUAUCUUCUAAUGGUAUCACACUCUGACGUAUUGACGUCCUAAGGGCCGUAAACGUAAGCUACGAGUUUAUCUCGGAAGCAGCAGGACGAAGUGUAACGUUAAGCCUUUAAACUAAGCGGCUAACUAUCGUUAGCUCGUGUGUGUGUGUGUGGGUGUGUGUGUCUGUGAGCGGAGAUUCUCAGGUAGUUUAACGGCAAACCGAGAGUUUAACGAUAUGGUGAUUGUACGGGAACCGACAGGGACACGGGGAUGACCCAGCUGGUACUGAUGUUCUCCUGAAGAAUCAGACAAGCAACUGGACUCCUCAGGUGUUUGAUCAUGACUGAGAAAGACUUUGGCCUUAGCCGGGUCAGACCGGGCCAGGCCAUCCUGCUUCUGGACAGUUCUCUCCUCACCCUGCUGGUCUAUGGAGCGCUGAAACCUCCAACAUGUCUGACUGUUAUCCAGUUGCCGUAGAGGGGCAGAGGGCUGCAGAGGACCCUCCUGGUCCUGGCCGUCCCCCCUUGGCAGAGAAGGCCCUGUCGGAAGCAUUUGCUCGGUUGAGGUACCGGGACACAUCCCUGCUGAUCUGGCAGCAGCAGCAGCAGGACCUGCAGGCAGCCCCUCCCUCCACCUACCUGAACCGCAGCCAGUCGGCCUGGUACAGCAGCUUUGGAAACCAGGCCGUGUUGGUCCGGGACAAGAAGAACCUGGAGGGCACAGAAGGACGAUCCAGGAUCUGCAGUGUCAUGUAGACUGGAGCCAGAAACCUCAACAGACUGGUUUGAUUUAAAAACAGAGACUUAUAAACCGAGACUUAGUCUGUAAUUCACACCAAACUCCAUGUAUUUUUUUAGUGGGUUUAAACCUGAUUUUAAAGGCUGGUGCUGCUCCAUUUCAUCCGUUUGUGCCCCUUCAAAGAUGCAGCCAUGUCUGCUUGUUUUACAUGACUUUUGUGAGCAGUUUAACUUAAAGUGGUUUUUACCCUCAAAUUAACCUUAAAUGCUUUCUGAAUCGGUUUCAUUCCCCCGUUAAGCUUAUUAUCUUGCAGCGUCUUGGAGUGUCGGAAACAACCGGCCUUGUGGAAAUGGUAGGCUCUAUAAAGGGAUCUAGACUCAAACUGUGUGUGACGUAAACAGUGAUGUUACAUGUUACAGUAUGACUACAUAUUCUGGUUUAACUGCAACAAAUGAUUUUAUUCUUGUAGAUAUGGUUUUACAUGCUGCAUCCAAGACACACUC